Saccostrea cuccullata (small rock oyster) is the source of this 1206-nucleotide messenger RNA. Its product is annotated as AP-1 complex-associated regulatory protein-like. Lineage: Eukaryota; Metazoa; Mollusca; Bivalvia; Ostreida; Ostreidae. The record is from RefSeq and is a predicted model, not a curated record. Gene Ontology annotation, biological process: regulation of Arp2/3 complex-mediated actin nucleation; negative regulation of substrate adhesion-dependent cell spreading; negative regulation of cell motility. Gene Ontology annotation, molecular function: AP-1 adaptor complex binding. The transcript has 9 exons. Bases 80 to 877 code for a protein of 265 amino acids.
GGAAGUUUAUGUCUGCAAAGCCAGGCCAGUCAUGGGAAGAUGACAGGUCGAUUAACACAAUUUCUGACUGUGGUUUAGGAUGGGAAACUGCAUAGCGAGAUGCUUUGGCAUCUCAAGUAAAAGGAGAAAGUACCUGCGAACAAGAUACAGUGUGGAAAGAGAUAUUUCUGUGGAGUUUGAAAACCUUAUGGAAGAUGAUCCGGUACAGGAUGAAGUAACUAGAUUGGUGACCGAGAGAGAAAAACAACUCUUGGCUUCAAAACAGUACACAAAUCUGAUUCACGAGCAAAAACGCAUUGAUGCAGAAAUAGACAAGAAGCUUGCCCAACAAGAAGAGGAUAUUCGACUAGAAGAAGAAAAGUUCUAUGAAGCAAAACGUGAGGCAGCUCGAAUUGCAAAAUUACAGAAAGCCAAAGAAAUGAAGGCUAAAGUCUCAACCCAAGGUUCUGGCAAAUCUUGGCUUGGAGAAAAUGAAAAAGAAUGGGAUGUGGCUGGUGGUGAAGACGAUUUUGAGCUCUUUUUAGCCAAUGUUAAAGCUAGAUCAUUGAAAACCACAGCAAGACUUCGAGAAGGAGAUGGUCAAAGUUCUAAUAGUUCUGGACAAACAACAACACAUUCCAAAGAUCGGUCGCAGGCAGACGGUUCUUCUCUAGAUUUGGAAUGGGAAAAUGAGGAUGGUCUUCCCCAAGUGAAGAAAGACAAAUCUUCAACUGAUGAAAAUGCUGUCUCUUCUUCAUCAACCCAAGGAAGACAAAGUCCCAUAAAUUCCAAUGAUCUGGAAUGGGACAAUGACUUUGUGUCGGCAGAAAUCGAUACCAGUGACACUGCACAACUUCUGGCGGCGGAGAUGGCUAUUCAGAAAACAGCUUCUCGUUGAAUUACUUAUACAUGUAAUAGUUAUUUGUUGUUAAGCUGUUGACUUUUAGGUUAUAUAUUUACAAGAAACGGACAGACUUAAAAUGCUGUAAAAGAUAUUUUCAUUGGACACAAAGAGAAGAAAGUGCUAUACUUGUAGGAAUGCUUGCUUCCAGAAUCUUCAUUUGCAUUUGUGCUAACUAGGGGACCAAGAUAUUUUUACAUACAGAGUGGAUUUAAAUAACCUCAUUUAUUUAUCCUAUACAUAACAUAGAUAUGAUAAAUAAUACAUUCUAUUGUGUAUAUUCAUCUAUGUAAUAAUUUUAUCAAUAAAAUACAAUGUGUAUUCUU